Molecule: messenger RNA, 5765 nt
Organism: Ceratotherium simum simum (southern white rhinoceros)
Lineage: Eukaryota; Metazoa; Chordata; Mammalia; Perissodactyla; Rhinocerotidae
Gene: YTHDC2
Product: YTH N6-methyladenosine RNA binding protein C2
Cellular component (GO): intracellular anatomical structure
Molecular function (GO): helicase activity; ATP binding; RNA binding
Source: RefSeq, a predicted model, not a curated record
CGGCGCCUCCCUGGGUGUUGUGGUGAUUGGGGGCUUUCGGGUGACCCCGGCCCAGCGCAGGCCGCCUGUGGAGCCGUCCGGUCCCAGCAGUGGCCCCUGAGCCUCCCUGUCUCUGUCAUUGGCCGUCAGCCAGCAGGCCUGGCCGCCCCCCAGCGGGGAGAACAUCUCCUCAGGGCCAUGUCGAGGCCGAGCAGCGUUUCCCCGCGGCCGCCGGCUCCUGGCGGUGGCGGGGGUGGCGGGGGCGGCCUCUCUCAGUGUGGCCCUGGGGGCGGCGGCCGGGCCAAGGGGCUGAAGGACAUUCGUAUAGACGAGGAGGUGAAGAUCGCAGUCAAUAUCGCUCUGGAGCGCUUCCGAUACGGGGACCAGAGAGAAAUGGAAUUUCCUUCUUCUUUGACCAGUACUGAAAGAGCCUUUAUUCAUCGAUUGAGUCAGUCUCUUGGUUUGGUCUCUAAAAGUAAAGGAAAGGGAGCAAAUAGAUACCUCACUGUGAAGAAGAAAGAUGGAUCAGAAACAGCUCAUGCAAUGAUGACCUGUAAUUUGACUCAUAAUACAAAACAUGCUGUUAGGAGUCUAAUUCAAAGAUUUCCUGUCACCAAUAAAGAGCGUACUGAACUUCUGCCUAAAACAGAAAGAGGAAAUGUGUUUGCAGUUGAAGCUGAAAACCGGGAAAUGAGCAAGACAAGUGGGCGACUCAAUAAUGGCAUACCUCAGAUUCCAGUGAAAAGAGGAGAAUCCGAAUUUGAUUCUUUCAGGCAGUCUCUGCCAGUGUUUGAGAAACAAGAAGAAAUUGUUAAGAUAAUUAAGGAAAAUAAAGUUGUUUUGAUUGUAGGAGAAACUGGGUCUGGAAAGACUACACAGAUUCCUCAGUUCCUUUUAGAUGACUGCUUUAAAAAUGGUAUCCCCUGCCGUAUAUUUUGUACUCAACCAAGACGAUUAGCAGCUAUUGCUGUGGCUGAAAGAGUUGCUGCAGAGAGAAGAGAAAGAAUUGGUCAAACAAUUGGGUAUCAGAUCCGAUUAGAAAGCAGGGUUUCUCCAAAGACACUUCUGACAUUUUGCACUAAUGGAGUAUUGCUUCGUACAUUGAUGGCAGGAGAUAGUACAUUGUCAACUGUGACACAUGUUAUUGUGGAUGAAGUACAUGAAAGGGAUCGAUUCAGUGAUUUUUUACUUACAAAGUUAAGAGAUUUGUUGCAGAAGCACCCAACUUUGAAACUAAUUCUUUCUAGUGCUGCCUUGGAUGUAAAUCUUUUUAUACGAUAUUUUGGAAGUUGUCCAGUGAUAUAUAUACAGGGAAGACCAUUUGAAGUAAAAGAAAUGUUUCUGGAAGAUAUUUUAAGAACUACUGGAUACAAAAACAAAGAAAUGUUAAAAUACAAAAAGGAAAAACAGCGAGAAGAGAAACAACAAACCACGCUUACAGAAUGGUAUUCAGCUCAAGAAAAUACUUUCAAACCUGAAUCUCAGAGGCAGAGAACUGUUCCAAAUGUGACUGAUGAGUAUGAUUUAUUAGAUGAUGGUGGUGAUGCUGUCUUCAGUCAGUUGACAGAGAAAGAUGUGAAUUGCCUUGAACCAUGGUUAAUAAAGGAAAUGGAUGCUUGUCUUUCUGAUAUAUGGCUACAUAAAGAUGUUGAUGCCUUUGCUCAGGUCUUUCACCUUAUUUUAACUGAAAAUGUUAGUGUUGAUUACAGACAUAGUGAAACCAGUGCAACAGCUCUAAUGGUUGCUGCAGGACGAGGUUUUUCAAGUCAAGUAGAGCAGUUAAUUAGCAUGGGAGCCAAUGUCCAUAGUAAAGCAUCAAAUGGCUGGAUGGCUUUAGAUUGGGCUAAACACUUUGGACAGACUGAAAUUGUGGAUCUUCUAGAAUCUUACAGUGCUUCGUUGGAAUUUGGAAAUCUGGAUGAAAGUUCUCUGGUUCAAACAAAUGGAAGUGACCUCAGUGCAGAAGACAGAGAGCUCCUGAAAGCUUAUCAUCAUAGUUUUGAUGAUGAAAAAGUAGAUUUGGAUUUGAUCAUGCAUCUUCUAUACAAUAUCUGCCAUAGUUGUGAUGCUGGUGCAAUAUUAAUUUUCCUACCUGGAUAUGAUGAAAUAGUUGGACUGAGGGAUCGCAUCCUGUUUGAUGACAAGCGGUUUGCUGACAAUACACAUAGAUAUCAAGUCUUUAUGCUUCAUUCAAAUAUGCAAACAUCUGAUCAAAAGAAGGUAUUGAAAAACCCGCCUGCAGGUGUUCGAAAAAUAAUCCUUUCCACCAAUAUUGCUGAAACCAGUAUCACAGUCAAUGACGUUGUCUUUGUUAUUGAUUCUGGUAAGGUGAAAGAGAAAUCCUUUGAUGCACUGAAUUUUGUUACAAUGUUAAAAAUGGUGUGGAUUUCCAAAGCUAGUGCCAUACAACGAAAAGGCAGGGCAGGGCGAUGUAGACCUGGAAUUUGUUUCCGGCUGUUCAGUAGACUCCGAUUCCAGAAUAUGUUGGAAUUUCAGACUCCAGAACUUUUGAGAAUGCCAUUACAGGAACUUUGUUUACAUACCAAGCUGUUAGCCCCAGUUAAUUGUCCUAUCGCUGAUUUCCUUAUGAAAGCUCCUGAGCCUCCACCAGCUUUAAUUGUAAGAAAUGCUAUACAAAUGCUUAAGACAAUAGAUGCAAUGGAUGCAUGGGAAGAUCUCACUGAACUUGGAUAUCAUUUGGCCGACUUGCCAGUAGAACCCCAUCUUGGUAAAAUGGUGCUGUGUGCUGUUGUUUUGAAGUGUCUGGACCCCAUCCUUACAAUUGCCUGCACACUAGCCUAUCGAGAUCCUUUUGUCCUGCCAACCCAGGCCUCUCAAAAACGUGCAGCUAUGCUUUGUAGGAAACGUUUUACUGCAGGAACUUUCAGUGACCAUAUGGCGCUUCUCAGAGCAUUCCAGGCAUGGCAGAAAGCACGAAGUGAUGGGUGGGAGCGAGCCUUUUGUGAAAAGAAUUUUCUUUCACAAGCUACCAUGGAAAUAAUCAUAGGCAUGAGAACCCAGUUACUUGGUCAACUUAGAGCAUCAGGUUUUGUUAGAGCACGAGGUGGUGGUGACAUUCGAGAUGUUAACACAAAUUCCGAGAACUGGGCUGUCGUUAAAGCUGCAUUGGUGGCAGGCAUGUAUCCUAAUUUAGUCCAUGUGGACAGAGAGAAUGUAGUAUUGACAGGGCCAAAGGAGAAAAAAGUACGGUUUCAUCCCACUUCAGUUCUCAGUCAGCCUCAAUAUAAAAAGAUUCCUCCAGCCAAUGGUCAAGCUGCAGCAAUUCAGGCGUUGCCCACAGAUUGGCUUAUUUAUGAUGAAAUGACCAGAGCCCAUAGAAUAGCUAAUAUUAGAUGUUGUUCAGCAGUGACACCUGUCACUGUAUUGGUAUUCUGUGGACCAGCUAGGUUGGCAAGUACUGCUCUUCAAGAACCUUCAUCCUUUCGAGCGGAUGGUGUUUCUAAUGACGGUAGUGAUAGUGAAAUGGAAGAUAGAACAACUGCUAAUUUGGCAGCUUUGAAACUUGAUGAGUGGCUCAAUUUCAAACUAGAGCCUGAGGCAGCCAGUUUAUUGCUGCAGCUCAGACAGAAGUGGCACAGCUUAUUUUUACGCCGAAUGAGAGCUCCGUCUAAACCGUGGUCUCAAGUUGAUGAAGCUACCAUAAGAGCUAUUAUAGCUGUUUUAAGCACUGAAGAACAGUCUGCAGGUUUACAACAACCAUCUGGAAUUGGCCAAAGGCCAAGGCCUAUGUCUUCAGAAGAACUUCCUUUGGCAUCAUCUUGGAGAUCAAAUAAUAGUAGGAAAAGUUCAGCAGAUACUGAAUUUUCUGAUGAGUCUACUACUGCAGAAAGAGUAUUGAUGAAAUCUCCAUCUCCAGCACUACACCCACCUCAGAAGUACAAAGAUAGAGGAAUUUUACAUCCUAAACGAAGCACUGAUGAUCGAUCAGAUCAAUCUUCUGUGAAAUCUGCAGACAGCAGUAGCUACCCAAGUCCUUGUGCUAGUCCUUCUCCGCCGUCCUCAGGAAAGGGCUCAAAAUCUCCUUCACCAAGACCAAACAUGCCUAUUCGAUACUUCAUAAUGAAGAGUAGCAAUUUGAGAAACCUUGAAAUUUCUCAACAGAAGGGUAUCUGGUCUACAACCCCUAGUAAUGAGCGGAAGUUAAAUCGAGCCUUUUGGGAAAGCAGCAUGGUUUACUUGAUAUUUUCUGUUCAAGGAUCUGGACAUUUCCAGGGAUUUUCUAGGAUGUCUUCUGAGAUAGGAAGGGAGAAGAGCCAGGACUGGGGCUCAGCUGGAUUAGGAGGAGUGUUUAAGGUGGAGUGGAUACGAAAAGAAAGUCUUCCCUUUCAGUUUGCACACCAUUUACUCAAUCCUUGGAAUGACAACAAGAAAGUCCAGAUAAGCAGAGAUGGGCAGGAACUAGAGCCCCAGGUUGGUGAACAGUUGCUCCAGUUAUGGGAACGCCUUCCAUUGGGAGAAAAAAACACAACUGAUUGACACUCAGAACUCUUAGCUGCGGAAGAACAUCAUGCCUGUUUAUAACCACUGAAUGCACUGACUUCCAAAAACUGAGAUGGGGUUGUGUGUUAUGAAUGGGCUUUUCUGGUUUAGAGUGUUGCUUUAGGACCACCAUCUUCAUAUAAAAUAGAAAAGGAUAGCUUUAGUUUUUAUAGUGAUCAUAGGGAAUGAUUAUGUAAUGUUUGUCAAUAUGUUUAUAAUUGAAUAAAAUAGUAGUAGUUUCAUUAUUUGACACAACAGCAGUUAUUUUAAACAUAAUUUGAAGUUAAACAUUUAAUUUGUUUAAAACAUUGACUUAUAACUCUUAUUUAGGAUUUUUUUUAAUGCAAAUUAAAUUUUUUAUUUUAAGAAAGGCCUGAAUAUAUCAAUACAUCUGAGCACUAUUUUAGAAGAGUCAACUCUUAAGAUUUAUCAUUAAAAAACAAACAAGCAAACAACCAAAUUCUAAAAAUAUCCCUUUUCAAAAUAGUGUGGGCUGAUUAAGGACUAUUCAUUCUGCUAUUUUUAACCUGAGACACAUUAAGAAAAAAAAGGAGGGUUGUUCUUUUUCUGUGAUUAUGAAAUGCAGUAAAAUCUGAAGAAAGGCCGAGUUUCUCUCUGUCUUUGAUCAGAUCAGAUUCAGUGUUUAGUUUUAUUCCUGGUCCGGCGUCUUUUAACCUGAUGUGUACCAUACUCCUUCUUUCUUUCCGUGUUACAGCCUUCACACAUCUCUUAUAUGAGCACAGUAAUUAUGACCUCUUUGUUUUGGCUAGGGAAACUUGAUUUAGACAAGUUGAGAAAUUAAACAAGUUAUACAAGUUAAAAAAAGUGCUCAACAGUUAGUGGUAGCUUGGUUGCUGUAUGUCUCCCAAACUGAAGUCCACAAGCACUGCAAAUCUAAAUGCCUUCUAUGUGUUUUCUAGUACUUUUUAUCCUUUACAUAUGUUUUUGGAUAUGAUUUCACUUGUUUUGUACUUAUGGUUUAGUAAACAGGGUAAUUUUUUUGUACACCUGUAUUAGUGCCAACUUUCAUAUUUCUUUGCCAUCUCAGAAUUAUUUGGUUUGAUCUCUUUACCACCGUUGUCUAUAAAGUUUCCUAAGAAGGGGAAUAGAAAUACAGCGAAAAAUGAAAGAAAUAUCUUGGUUACUGAGCUCUAAAUAGAACAAGUUUGGUAGCACAUGUCAUGAUACAUUUGGGUCAUUGCUAUAUAACAAAAAACCAACAUGAAUCUAAUUUAAAGACAAAAACAACCUAAGUCCUUUGCUUCUGUAUUUGAGAACAAAGAAGC